This is a messenger RNA of Soboliphyme baturini, 840 nucleotides long. Lineage: Eukaryota; Metazoa; Nematoda; Enoplea; Dioctophymatida; Soboliphymatidae. The record is from the annotation of a GenBank genome assembly.
AUGAUGAAAAUCGAGCCGCUGUCCCCUUCACCUGAUUUUCCAGAAGAGCAUCCACCCGCAGUCAAAGCAACACCGGUACUUCGCGUCGACCCUUUGCCUGAAGCAGUUUCGAAGUUAUCUACAGCCGUUCAUGAUUCAUCUCACCAUUCAAAGUCCAAAGCGGCGGCGUCCUCUGACACUUCCAAACGCACUCCUUUACCACCGAAGGUGUCGAAAGUGGAAAACAUUCGUUCGAUUUCAUCCGAAACUUCAUCCAAACGUUCGGAUCACCACGAGUAUCAUGGCAAGCAUCGGACCAAAGCAGAACGCGAACCAAGUUUCGGUGAGCGACCGAGAAGUUCUACGAAGCACUCGAAAAUGGAACAAAAGUACCGAAUAAAGAACAAUUCCGUGGAGAGAUCCCCCGCGAGACGGCCCCCAAGUUCUUUGCAUCAUACUCGGCGAUCCGGUGACCGCGGUUUGACAAAACCGACGUUGAAGCGAACUUACGAGCAGUUUUCUCAAGAAUACACUCGACGAGCCGACAAUGCUCACCGUAAUCACUACGGCGGCAGAAAGCCGGACAACCGGUCUGUCGAGCGACUUGGAAGAGACAACAGACCUUCGAGGUCGAACGCAGCCUUUCCUCUGUUCGAAAAGAAACUGCCAUCAUUGUUGGAUUUACACUUGCCUCGGCCGCAGAUGGAAACGAGACCAGAGUAUGACAUGCCUGCAUUUCCACCCUUAGCGACCGUACCACAGACGCAAGUCGACAUUCCGCUACUCUUUUCGGCAUCGUUGUGCCAUUUGUUACCAGCGUUAAUCAAGCAGCUUCCUCGUUGGGCUGUUUUGGUGUGUUGA